UGCCCACCUCUCACCCUCAGGGGUCUCGCGGGGCAUCAGCCCUUGGAGUUGAGAUGGAGACCAGUGCUGCCUCUGAGCACAUUUCUGCUUUGAGCCAGUGUGACGUGAUUCUCAUGGAUUUGUCUUUAGGCUUUCCUACUUGCUUUUAAAGAAGCAAACAAAGGGGUAACAUUAUAGUAUUUGUGAGAAGCUGGGGUCUCCAUGGGCAUUGUGAUCCAGGUAGUGGAUUAGGAGGCCAGAAGGAGAUCCCUUCCAGGGUGCUAGGCCGAGAUGGAUCCACUCAGGGCCCAACAGCUGGCUGCAGAGCAGGAGAUGGAGAUCAUGGCCAGUAUGUACAACAGAAUGACCAGUGCCUGCCACUGGAGGUGUGUGUCUCCUCACUACAAGGAAGCAGAGCUGUCCAAGGGCGAGUCUUUGUGCCUGGACCGAUGUGUGUCUAAGUACCUGGACAUCCAUGAGUGGAUGGGCAAAAAGUUGACAGAGUUGUCUAUGCAGGAUGAAGAGCUGAUGAAGAGGGUGCAGCAGAGCUUUGGGCCCGCGUGAGGUCCCAGUCAGUAUACACCUUGGGCUACACCCCACCCCUCCCCACUUGAAUAAAAGUGCCCCCUGUUGGGUGUCAUCUGUGAA
Callithrix jacchus (white-tufted-ear marmoset) is the source of this 627-nucleotide messenger RNA. NCBI's taxonomy places the organism in Eukaryota, Metazoa, Chordata, Mammalia, Primates, Cebidae. The record is from RefSeq and is a predicted model, not a curated record.